CCCUGUGCUCUCAGCUGUUUGUCGCAGUUGUUUUUUUUUGUAAUGACCAGAAUGACAGAUUGGCAAAUGUGCAAUAAACAAACAAAAUAGUAACUUGUCCGCUUCAAACUCUGUUUCAAAGUAAGAUUUAGGGUGCAGCUCUCUUCUGGAGCAAUUGAUUUUUGCGUGGGCCAAGUUUCUAAUGUUGAAAACAUUUCAUCGCCUCCUUAAUAAAAGAUGUCCUCAACCUAGAAGCUUUGCAGUGCAGCCUGUGUACAUCUUGUCAGUGCUGAUUUACACAAUGAGUGACUCCAAAAGUGGACGUUGUCCCUCGAAAGAAGCGCAAUGUACACCAAAAAGUCUGAAGAAAUCCAUGUCUGAGUGGCAGUUUGCUCCUUCAUCGGUUUUUGAAAAUAAUCUACCCAUUGAUUCUGAAGAGGAUUCUUACAUUCGCCCUAAUGUUAAGGGAGCAAUAUUUUCAAGAGUCCAGCCAACUCCUUUAGAAAAGGAUGUGAGACUUGUUGCUUUCUCAAAAGACGUUUUAAUAAACAUUCUGAACAUGGACCCCAGCAUCACAGAGACAGAUGAAUUUGUCAGGUGGGUUGCCGGCAGCAAUGUUCUUAGUUCGUCAACACCUUUGGCACAUCGUUAUGGGGGUCAUCAAUUUGGAGCCUGGGCUGCUCAAUUAGGUGAUGGUCGUGCCAUGUCUUUAGGUGAAUAUGUGUCACAUGAUGGAAGACGCUGGGAUAUUCAGCUAAAAGGAAGUGGUCUUACCCCCUAUUCUCGUGGGGGAGAUGGUCGUGCUGUGAUAAGAUCAUCAGUGCGAGAAUUCUUGUGUUCAGAGGCUAUGCAUGCUCUAAGUGUACCUACAACAAGAGCAGCUGCCUUGGUUGUAAGCAACGACCCAGUCAUACGAGAUCAAUUCUAUGAUGGAAGACCAGAAAUUGAAAGAGCUGCAGUUGUCAUGCGAAUCGCCCCAUCAUUCUUGAGAUUUGGUUCUUUAGAAAUUCUUACCAGCACUAGUGAACUAUCUGAAUUGCGUAAACUGCUUAACUAUAUCCUUGAGUUGCGCACGGACAUAACUGAGUAUGGAGACCAGAAAUAUCUUGCUUUAUUGGAAAAGGUAAUAGAUGAAAGCAUCAAACUGGUAAUUGCUUGGUCCAUGGUUGGCUUUACCCAUGGUGUCCUGAACACUGACAACAUGAGUAUGUUUGGUGUCACGAUUGACUAUGGCCCAUUUGGCUUCAUGGAAAAAUUUGAUCGGAACUUUGUUCCAAAUUCCUCUGAUAGUGGAGGGCGGUAUUCAUUUGUUGAGCAGCUGGGAAUAGUUCACUGGAAUCUGGCAAAGCUUGUCAUGGCAGUCAGGCCUCUUCUUUCUGAACCAGAGCAAAAGCAAGCAGAGCAAAUGCUCCGAAAUGCUGUGGCUACUGGAGAAGCUCAGUUUAUUGCAGGAUUUCAUGAAAAGUUGGGCUUCAAGCCAAAUUCAACAGCAAACACUCAGCUAGUGCAUCUACUAGUAGAGAUGAUGCAAGAUACAUCCAGUGAUUUCACAAUGACUUUCAGGCAGCUAGCUUUUGUAAAAUUGGAUGAAAUGUUGGAUCCAAAAGUUCUUGAUAAAUAUUGGGCUCUGAAAGUUUUCAGUCGCCACCCAAGAUUUAAAGAGUUUGUACAUACUUAUAAACAGACUAUGAUCAUAGAAGGUUUGUCUGAUGAGAAGCGUCGAAGCAACAUGUUAGCAAAAAACCCUCAGUAUGUCCUACGCAACUGGAUGGCCCAGGAUGCAAUUAAGCUGGCAGAACAAGAUGACUUCAGCGGAGUUCAGUUUUUACUAGAGAUAUUGAACAAUCCAUUCACUAUCAACGAAACGGCAGAAAAGAAAGGGUAUUCUGGUCCAACUCCACCCUGGGCAAAUUGUAUCCGUGUAAGCUGCUCAAGCUAAAUGAUCAGCUUUCAUCUCCUUCAAUCAAAUGUGCACAAAAAAAAAAAAAAAAUUGUUUAAAAAGUUAUUUGUGAAUUAUCUGCCAACUGAAAUGGUGUUGUGUGAAGACUACAGAGCUUGACUGUGAUUUUCUCCUUUAGAAUCAAAAUAAUUCCAAUUUUAAUUUACAACUCUUUUACAACUGAUGAAUGUAAAAACAAAUGAGCUGUAGCUGUGGUAGCUGAAUUAGUCAUGGUUAAAUUUAGCAAUUAGUGUAUAACAGAAACAUGAUGUACCUGUUACUUUAAAAUGCCAAUUAAACACAAUCUUCUGUGA
Molecule: messenger RNA, 2233 nt
Organism: Thrips palmi
Lineage: Eukaryota; Metazoa; Arthropoda; Insecta; Thysanoptera; Thripidae
Product: protein adenylyltransferase SelO, mitochondrial-like
Exons: 9
Coding region: 182-1918 (578 amino acids)
Source: RefSeq, a predicted model, not a curated record